AUGGCUGAAAAAACUCAGGAAUACAGUUCCACUUACAGGAAUCAUUCUUACGGCCCUUCUAGAUUCUCAACAUCAAACCGUCAAUAUCACGAAAAGGAUAGAUCCUCCACAAGAACUUCGGAUCACCACCGUGAUAAGUACGCAACGAAGCCCUAUGAUAAGCCCACACCCAAGUCUUUCGAGAGGAAUGGGUACCAAUACGAUCAGAAGGGCUACUACAACUCAAGGAACUUUGGGUCGAGUUAUGGCGGACACAGAUACGGGUCCGGCUACCUCGGAGCUAACCUGGCGCCAGUCAACUGGAGUACGGUGGAACUGGUCAAAUUCGAGAAAAACUUCUAUGUCGAGCACCCGGACGUCAAGGCUCUCACGUGGAAGGACGCAGAAGCUAUAAGAAGCCAGAAGGAGAUAACAGUGGUAUCGGGAAAGGAUGUCCCCAAUCCCGUCGUGAAGUUCGAACAGACUUCAUUCCCAAAGUACAUAUUGAGCUCGAUUGAACAAGCUGGAUUUAAGGAACCAACGCCCAUACAGGUUCAGUCAUGGCCAGUUGCACUAUCAGGACGCGAUAUGAUAGGAAUAGCCGAGACAGGAUCUGGAAAAACAUUGGCGUUUUUACUGCCAGCAAUAGUUCACAUAAAUGCACAGAGUUUACUUAGGCCAGGAGAUGGGCCAAUAGUUUUAGUAUUAGCACCAACGAGAGAGUUGGCAGAACAGAUCAAGGACACGGCAGUGACAUUCGGAAAAUCAAGUAAAAUAAAAACAAGCGUAGCCUACGGAGGAGUCCCAAAAAAGUUACAAAUCAUCAACUUGAAGAGGGGAGUGGAGAUACUAAUAGCGUGUCCAGGAAGGCUUAUCGAUUUUUUAGAAAAUCAUAUCACUAACCUGAAAAGAGUAACCUACCUGGUGCUAGAUGAGGCAGAUCGAAUGCUGGACAUGGGAUUUGAACCUCAAAUCAGAAAAAUCACCUCACAGAUAAGGCCAGACAGACAGACACUCAUGUUCAGUGCAACGUGGCCGAAAGAAGUCAUUUCACUCUCACACACACUACUAAGUCAUGAAGUUGUGCACAUCAACAUCGGCUCCCUGGACCUGACAGCGUGCCAUAACGUGGAGCAAAACGUGCUGAUAAUAGAAGAAAAGGAUAAAAGAAUGAAGCUGAAGGAACUACUGAAGAAACUGAUGGACGGAAGUAAGAUUUUGAUCUUCGCGGAAACGAAAAAGGGAGCAGACACACUUACGAGAGAACUGAGACUAGACGGGUGGCCAGCAUUGUGUAUCCACGGCGACAAGAAGCAGGAGGAACGCUCCUGGGUACUCAGCGAGUUCAAGGCAGGAAAACACCCAAUCAUGAUCGCCACGGACGUGGCGAGCAGAGGACUCGACGUGCACGACGUCAAGUACGUCAUCAACUACGACUUCCCCGCACAGAUCGAGGACUACGUGCACAGGAUCGGCAGGACGGGCAGAGCUGGCAUGAAGGGGAGCUCCUACACAUUCCUCACGGCAGACAAGUUCAAGGUCGCGCGCGACCUCGUGAAGCUGCUCAGGGAGGCGAACCAGCCGGUGCCAGAGGAGCUGCAGAAGCUGGCGAACGACCGGUCCAACAGCGGAGACUUCAGGCGCUGGGGCUCGUACUCGCGAGGCUCCCACUACACGUCCUCGAACACGACUCCCAUCGGAGGAAAGCCGUACACAAACAGCUACCACGGCUCCCACAGUUCCCACAGCGGUAGCUACAGCUCAUAUUCGUCCUAUAGGAGAUAA
This is a messenger RNA of Theileria orientalis strain Shintoku, 1764 nucleotides long. RefSeq names its product DEAD-box family RNA-dependent helicase. NCBI's taxonomy places the organism in Eukaryota, Apicomplexa, Aconoidasida, Piroplasmida, Theileriidae. The record is from RefSeq and is a predicted model, not a curated record. Gene Ontology annotation, molecular function: ATP binding; RNA binding; RNA helicase activity. The transcript is spliced from 2 exons. Gene Ontology annotation, cellular component: ribonucleoprotein complex; cytoplasm; nucleus. Bases 1 to 1764 code for a protein of 587 amino acids.